AAAAAAUCCACACGUAGAUGCUAUCUGAAAAAUCACGUAACCCCGAUUUUCCCCUCGCAAGGCUCGUUUUACGUGACACACGUAAAAAUAAUGUGAAAGUGUACUGGCAAAAAAAUGUUUUCACGUUGAUGUUACGUGAAAAGCCUUAUGAUAUUUUUCCACUAGGGUUUUCCAUGUAGUUUUUAUGUGUUUUGAAAUGUAACUUUAACGGAACUCGAGUGCGCCAUUCGGUGAAGUUUCUACGUGAUUAUUUUAGUAUGAAAAUUCAUGGCGUACGGUGAAGACCUGCUGCCGGACUAUGCUUGUUAAAUUUAGUUGAAAAAGAAAGAGACGAAGCUGAUUUCUGAUAGCAGCAACUUUAGUUUUUCGGCGGCCACUGGCACCAAAACUGGUCAUCACCAGCAAUCUCCAGUAAGCAAAGUUCGUGAGCCCAGGAAAUCCGAUCCAGGUUGCUACGCCGGGACUUACCCAAGGUCUUGGCCAUCAGCAGCAGAAUUAUGAAGAGCGGCCGAUUAACCAUUGCCUGGUACCGCAACCGGCCAUCUCCAACAACCCCCGGUUGGCUGAGGUCAUGGGCACGGAAUAUCUCGACAAUGCUCGGUUAUAAGAGUGACGGCCGAGUAGAAGUAGUAGUAAACAUGGUGCACAAAGCACUGGCCAUCGGUGGCGAUUCUGCGCGUGGCAAACGGACUGGACUACUCGGAGAUCCUUGGGGAGGUGAUCGCGACCAUUUGGUCAAGCACAUUGUCGAGGCAGCGCCGACCUGGUGGAAAGGUCUCAUCCGUGUUUCCAGCAAAUGGCAUUUUUUACGAUUUACUUACUAAUGGUGAGAUCUUUCCAAAUAUUGAUUAAAUAAAACAAGUUUAUGCAAAUUUAA
This is a messenger RNA of Culex pipiens pallens (northern house mosquito), 877 nucleotides long. RefSeq lists its product as uncharacterized. The record is from RefSeq and is a predicted model, not a curated record. The coding region runs from base 498 to 824 and encodes 108 amino acids. The transcript has 3 exons. Lineage: Eukaryota; Metazoa; Arthropoda; Insecta; Diptera; Culicidae.